Aspergillus costaricaensis CBS 115574 is the source of this 1799-nucleotide messenger RNA. Its product is annotated as MFS general substrate transporter. The record is from RefSeq and is a predicted model, not a curated record. Gene Ontology annotation, biological process: transmembrane transport. Gene Ontology annotation, molecular function: transmembrane transporter activity. The transcript is spliced from 3 exons. The coding region runs from base 1 to 1788 and encodes 595 amino acids. Lineage: Eukaryota; Fungi; Ascomycota; Eurotiomycetes; Eurotiales; Aspergillaceae.
AUGGGUGUCGUCGUUGACCGACUUAAGGGUCGCAAGACCAACCAUGUCGUGGAUGAUCUUCAGCCAGUAGAGCAGCUUCCGAAGGAUUCCCAGACGGAUGGUCCAUCUGCUAACCUGGGACUCUCCGAAAAAGAUGCCCAGCCUGAAGGGGUUUCCCAGGAGGCCCCGAUCGGAGUGCAGAAGGCAGAGGCUGCUGCGCUGGUCUGGAGCAAAAAAGCCAUCUAUGGCACUUACGCCUGGAUCUGGGUCUGCUAUUUCAUGCUUGCGCUUCACGAAUACAUCAGUACCAACGUGCUCUACUAUGCUUACUCGAAUUUCUCCCACGCCUCGCAAGUCACGACGGCCUAUAUCUUAGCGACCAUCAUUGGUGGAGUGCUGAAACUACCCAUUGGAAAGCUUCUUGGAAUCUGGGGACGUGCUGAAGGCCUGAUCGUCUUCGUCAUCGUCUACGUUCUUGGGCUGAUCAUUCUCGCGGCAUGCAAUGGCCCCAAUGCCUUCGCUGCUGGCUAUGUCUUCUACUGGAUCGGUUACGAUGCUAUAUACCUCAUUCUGGAGAUUUUCAUUGCUGAUACGUCCGGUUUGCGCAACCGAGCCUUUGCUUUUGGCUUCUCCACAACGCCUUUCAUCUGCUGUGCCUUUACCGGUUCUCUUGCCGCCAACUCCUUUAUCAAGACUUCGGGCUGGCGCUGGGCCUAUGGUGCCUUCGCCAUAAUACAGCCCUUCGUCUUCGCGCCCCUCAUUUUCGUCUUCAAAUAUUAUGAGCGGAAGGCCUACAAGACCGGUGUUCUGGUUCGCCAAGACAAUGGCCGGACCUGGUUCCAGUCGCUGAUCCACUACAUUCACGAAUUCGAUGUCAUCGGUGCCUUCAUCCUCAUGGCCGCCUUCGUACUCUUCCUCCUCCCCUUCAGCCUAGCUAGUUAUGGCCGAACAGAAUACCAUAACGCUGCCUUCAUCGCCGAAGUAGUCAUCGGUUUCGUUCUCUUCUUUGUCUUCGCAGCCUGGGAGAGAUGGUGCGCCCGGGUCCACUUCAUCCCCUACGACCUUCUCCGGGACCGCACCGUCCUCGGCGCCUGCCUCCUUGCCGCAGUCGUCUACUUCAGCUUUUACUGCUGGGACAGCUACUUCUACUACUUCGUAAUGGUCGUCUACAAUCUGGACGUAACCAAAACCGGCUACAUGACCUCCAUCUACACCGUCGGAUCGUGCGUCUGGUCCCCCGUCUUCGGCUUCUGGAUCCGCAUGGUCAAGGAGUUCAAGUACUCGUGUCUGUGCUUCGCGGCGCCGCUGAUGUUCUUGGGUGCCGGGUUGAUGAUCCAUUUCCGCGGUCAAGACGCAGAUAUCGGGUACGUAAUUAUGUGCCAGAUCUUUAUUGCUUUCUCGGGUGGUAUGUUGGUCAUUGGUCAGCAGAUGGCGGUGAUGUGUGCGUCGAACAGGGAUGGGAUCCCGAUUUUGUUGUCGAUGUUGGGUCUGUUCAACAGUAUUGGUGGCGCUAUUGGGUAUGCGGUUUCGGCGGCGAUUUAUACCAACACGUUCACGGAUGGGUUGAGGAGGGCGCUGCCGGCGGAGGAUCAGGACCUGUUCGAGACGUUGUACUCUGGGGGUUAUUUGUCGCAGAUGAAGUAUGAGCCUGGGUCGGCGGUUAGGGAUGCGGUCAAUUAUGCCUGGGGUUAUAUGGAGAAGUACGAGGCUAUUGCAGCGACUUGUAUUUUGGUGUUGAUGUUUCCGGCGGUGGGUAUGUGGAAGCAUUAUAAUGUGGACAAGAAGCAGAAUAAGGGGACGAUGAUCUAGGAUGGGCUGUU